AUGUUAUCUUGGAACGAGAGUUGUACUGAUUGUUGUUCGUGGGAAGGAGUCACGUGUGAUGGUCUGACGGGUCACGUGAUUGGGCUUGACCUCAGUUGUAGCCAGCUCUAUGGCAGUAUCCAUCCUAACAGUAGCCUCUUCCAACUCUCACACCUCCACCACCUCAAUCUCGCCUUCAAUCACUUCAAUUACUCCCACAUUCCAUCAGCAUUUGCUCACUUUCCCAAUUUGACACAUCUCAACCUAUCUGAUUCCAGUUUUUCAGGCUCAAUCCCAUCAGAAAUUCGCCACCUGUCCAAACUAGUUUCACUCGAUCUCUCCUCCUAUUUUGAUCAACUAAGACUUGAACCGCACAAUUUCAGAAUGAUGCUCAAAAACCUAACCCAAUUGCAAGAACUUGUCCUUCAUGAUGUAAACAUAUCUUCAGUUGUACCGAUGUCUUUGACGAAUAUGUCUUCUUUGACACAUCUCGAUCUUACUUUCACCGGCUUGCAUGGGAAAUCACCGGAUAGCAUUUUUCACCUUCCAAACUUGCAAAUUCUCUCUUUAGGAGACAACCAUGAUCUCACUGUCUUUGACAUCCUUUUGGAUCUCGGGUAUUCGAGUUUUUCUGGAGAAUUACCAGAUUCAAUUGGCUAUCUCAGGUCUUUGACGUCCUUGAAUCUCGAUCUUUGCAAAUUCUCCGGGUCCAUUCCUGAAUCACUCGGGAACCUUACACAGAUCACUUAUAUAUCCUUCCCGGGAAAUAGUUUCAACGGUCAGAUCCCAUUUACUCUCUCAAAUCUUGAUCAGCUCAUUUCCUUGGAUCUCAGCGGUUGCAAAUUCUCCGGGUCCAUUCCUGAAUCACUCGGGAACCUUACACAGAUCACUUCUAUAUACUUAGGGGGAAAUAGUUUCAACGAUAAGAAUCCAGCUGACAUGCUUACAAAGGUGGUCUCGAGAGACAAACUCGAAAUUUGCAGAGACAUUGCCGGGAUGAACUUCAAACCACUCCCAGUUCCUCCAACCUUCGUAUCUUCCUUCUUCUUCUCACAAAAUAAACUCACUGGAGAAAUUCCUUCUUCAAUUUGCAAUGUGAGUUCCCUUUCCAUCCUUGAUUUGUCUCACAACCACUUGAGUGGUGCAAUUCCACAAUGUUUGAGAAACCUCAGCAACUUUCUACUUGUAUUAGAUCUGCAGUUCAAUGCCUUUCAAGGGAACAUCCCCAUGAUAUUUGGAAAGGGUAAUCAGUUGGAAAUUCUUAAUUUGAAUGGAAAUCAGUUCGAAGGACCAGUUCCACGAUCCUUAACCAAUUGUAGACAGUUACAAGUUCUAGACCUUGGAAACAACAAGAUAAAUGACACUUUUCCAUACUGGUUGGGGAUACUUCCAGAGUUACGGGUUCUUGUCUUGCGAUCCAACAAAUUUCACGGUCCAAUAGACACUUCCAAGCCAAAACUCUAUUUCCCUAAACUCCGAAUUGUUGACCUCUCCCACAAUAAGUUCACUGGUCAUUUACCAGAGAGAUAUUUCAAAAUUUUCAAAGCUAUGAGGAUUAAAACUAUGCCAAAUGAAAAAUAUUUGAGUGUUGGAGCAUAUUAUUCAGUUACGGUGACGAUGAAGGGGUUUGAUUAUUAUUUAACGAAAAUUUUGACUAUCUUCACAGUAAUUGAUUUAUCACCUAACAAAUUUAGUGGAGAUAUUCCAAAUGUCAUCGGAAAGCUUAAUUCUCUCAUAGUGCUUAAUUUAUCUCAUAAUAGCCUUACAGGCCUUAUUCCAUCAUCUUUAGGAGACUUGACGGAGCUUGAAUCACUCGACCUCUCUUCAAACCAGCUUAAUGGGAAAAUUCCUAACCAUUUAUUGAGUUUGACAUUUCUUGAGGUCUUUAACCUUUCAUGUAACCAUCUCGAUGGACCCAUACCUCGAGGCAAACAAUUUGAAACAUUUGGAAAUGAUUCAUAUGUUGGGAACUUGGGAUUAUGCGGGUUUCCAUUGUCAAAGGAAUGUGAAGAUAAUCAAUCACCAGUUCAGCCGGGGGUGCUAUUACAACAGGAAGAUUACUCAAAUUUUGUAAGUGGAUUUACUUGGGAAGCCGUGGUGAUGGGGUAUGCGUGUGGAAUGCCAUUGGGAUUGGUUAUUGGUUUUCUCAUGUUCUUAACUGGAAAACCAAAUUGUUUGUAA
Messenger RNA from Camellia sinensis, 2160 nucleotides. NCBI's taxonomy places the organism in Eukaryota, Viridiplantae, Streptophyta, Magnoliopsida, Ericales, Theaceae. The record is from RefSeq and is a predicted model, not a curated record.